This is a messenger RNA of Lactuca virosa, 1584 nucleotides long. The record is from the annotation of a GenBank genome assembly. NCBI's taxonomy places the organism in Eukaryota, Viridiplantae, Streptophyta, Magnoliopsida, Asterales, Asteraceae.
UAUAAUUCAACUCCGAAUCUUUCGAUUUGACUAAAGAGUCAUCCACGGACUCAAACUCUCUCAUUACUCAUUAGCCUCAAAUACCACAGAAUACCCUAAACUAUAACAUGCCAGAAUAGAUUAGAUAUCUAUCUAUGAGUAUGGAAUCUGAUGUUGCUAUCCGAUUCUAGUUUCCCUCUAUCUGGUUAGAUAACCAAAGAUUCAGUGGUAUAAGAUCUUAGGGGUUAUGUGGGUUUGUUGAUUCAGAAGAGAUGUUGAAUCUUUGCGUCUUGUUAUGUGCCUUUGCUUGUUUAACGGCUUCUGGGGCCUUUGCUAAUAUUCUCUUGAUCGGGAAUAAUAUCAGCUUGUCGUUCAAAGCUGUUCCAGCUAACUUUGGGCGAUCUGUGACAGGGUCUGGGGAACAUGGAACGAUAUUCCUGGCAUCCCCAGUUGAUGCUUGCUCACCCUUGACUAAUACUUUAACUAAAGACAGCAUCAACUCCGGGUAUUUACUAAUCAUCAAAGGAGGAUGUGAAUUUGUGGAUAAAAUCCGAAGAGCACAGGCUGCAGGAUUCAAAGCAGCAAUUGUUUAUAACGAUGAAGACAGCAAUUUGUUCCCAAUGAUGAGAGAUCCCGGUGGUAUACAUAUACACGUUGUAUUUGUUUCACAAUCAACAGGAUUAAAACUCCAAGAAUAUGUUGGUGUCAAGGAAAUUAAAGUAUUGUUUGUGGAAAGCUACGAGAACUCAGCAUGGUCAAUUAUGGCCGUGUCAUUCAUCUCAUUACUUGCCAUGUCAGCAGUAGUUGCGAGUUGUUGUUUUGUCCGCAGGCAUCGAAUAAGACGAAAUCGCCCCCGAGGCUGUGUGCGGGAAUACGGUGGGAUGAGCAGCCAGUUAGUGAAGGCAAUGCCGACCCUUGAAUUUACUGAAGAUUUAGAAGAUAAUUGCACUUCUGCAACAUGUGCUAUAUGCCUUGAUGAUUAUAAUGUCGGAGAUAAGAUUAGAAUCCUGCCUUGCAGCCACAAAUUUCAUAUGAUUUGUGUGGAUGCAUGGCUAACAUCAUGGAGAACAUUUUGCCCUGUUUGCAAGCGCAACGCCAACACCACCAUACCCGAUCCACCAGCCACCGAACGCACACCCUUACUAUCGUCCCCACCCGCUUCCGUGGCAUCAACCUCCAUGUCAUCAUCCUACGUGUCAUCAAGACCGAUGCAAAUAGGGCGCUCGCCUACAUCACUAUCGUACACCCCUCGACAAUCAUUCCCGAGUUACCAUGAAUCGCGUUACCCGAGUUCAGCUGAAAACUCAUUAGACAUGAGAAAUGCAUCUUCGUCAUACAGAUCUUCUCGUGGCUCUCAUUUUAACUCCAAUUCAUUUGCCAGCCCUACUUUAUCACCUCUGAAUUCGAUUUAUAUGGCGUUUUAUUCGAAUUCAGGUAAUGGUUCAUCGAGCUACAUUCGGUCUUCGAGUCAGCAGGCACAAUCUCUGCUUCAAAGAGAGUCUGCAGUUCAGUCCCCCCUACAAUGUUGACUAUGUCGUAAAGUAGAAAAAAAGGUGUAUUGUUCAAAGUCUGCUAACGUAUCACCAAAUUAAAUGGCUUCUCAUU